CUGUAACCUCUCUGGCUCCAAUUAGCUAUGACGUUAGCCAAACUGCAAUCACGAUCUGCGGCAGCAGCGGCUGCGGCAGCGGCCGCGCUGCUGCUGGCGCUGGCGCUUGCGGCCGCGCAGCCGACUGCUUCGCCACCACCCGCGCCGCGCUCCCCCUCCUUGACCCUCACGCCCCGCAACGAAACCGGCUCAAACGCAACGGAAGCCGCGCUGGCUGCAGCGGCAGCGGCGCGCGCGGCAGCGCUGCCGCGUCCCGCUACCGCCGGCGGGUCGAACGCGUCCUCCUGCCCACCCGCCAACUUCACCGGCGUGCCGGGGCUGGACGUGCGCGGCUACAUCGCGGCGCCGUGGUAUGUGCAGAAGCAGCUGCCGUUGGACUACCAGCCUCCGGAUGAGCUGUUCUGUGUGAAGGCCGAGUACGAGCUGCGCAACCCCGCCAACAUCUCGGACGGCUUGCUGGUCAGCAACUACGCCAACCGCGGCGGCGUGAACGGACCUUACCAGGGCAGCUCCAAAUUCGACAGGAGCGCCAACUCGUCUCGCCUGAUCGCGCUGCCAGACGACACGCCCGAUGCCAGCGACGGCAAAUUACUGGUUGGGCCUGAGGCGCUGCUCAACCUCACCUUGCCGUCGGGAGCAGCUGCAGGUGGCGCCGCCGGCCUUCCUGGCGGCGGCCCGCCGCCCGCCGGAAAGGCACCAGCAGGCAGCACCAGCGGCGCCGCUGCGGGUAGUCCGCUGUGGCGCGCCGCGUUUGGGCCCUACUGGGUGGUCGCCGUGGGCCCGUCUCAGAACGCGACGCUCAAGUAUGACUGGGCAAUUAUCAGCGGCGGGGCCCCCAUGUAUCCCGGCCUGCCGGAUCCCGACACGGGCAAGCCCCUGUGCACCACCGUGCCACCACCCGGCACCCCAGCCAACACAACGUCACUUCUGUUUCCGGGAGCGCGCGGCAGCGCCGCAGUUGGUGUGCGGGAGCGGCGGGGAGCGGUGGCCGCGUUGGGCAAGGCGGCGAGCCGGCCGCCGGGUCGCAACUAUGAUGUGGGCGGUGAGUGCUGCACCGACAUUGAACGGCUUGGGGGAAAGAGCUCAUCACCUGGCGACCUGACAAUUGACUGCUUGUGAUCGCGGGCAAGAGCAUCGUAUGCGUUUACACGCACGUAUGCAGGCCUGUGGUUCUUCUCUCGAACACCGGUGGACCCCAACGCGACCGCCAUCAUGGAGCAGACAGCACGAAGUAAGCAGGGAUGGUUAGAAGCCCAAAGGGUUUGAAGGCUUGCGGGUUUGAGGGCUUGAAGGGAUGGAAGAGACAUCCUGCCUGCGCCUCGCUCGUGUGUCAUAAGCGGGAUGAGAAGCGGAUCUGCACACGGCACAUGUUCACUACGUGCAGGUCUGGGAUUGGACACCUCCGGGCUGCUCGUGGUGCCGCAAGCGGGUUGCGUCUACUCUACGUCGACCUAAGAAGCUUGCAGGCCAGGGCAGGCAUGGGGCCCGCAGUGAAGGGGUCGGUGGCCAGAGAGUUCCGGUGGGCGACUAGUUGCGUUGCUGUGGGUGCCGGUGCCAACUGUUGGCAUGCACUGCCACACUGGACAGCUGACCACGAGCUCCUGUCUGUCUAUUCUAAACUCU
This is a messenger RNA of Chlamydomonas reinhardtii, 1623 nucleotides long. RefSeq lists its product as uncharacterized. The record is from RefSeq and is a predicted model, not a curated record. Bases 28 to 1119 code for a protein of 363 amino acids. The transcript has 5 exons. Lineage: Eukaryota; Viridiplantae; Chlorophyta; Chlorophyceae; Chlamydomonadales; Chlamydomonadaceae.